This is a messenger RNA of Limulus polyphemus (Atlantic horseshoe crab), 1891 nucleotides long. RefSeq names its product protein singed-like. NCBI's taxonomy places the organism in Eukaryota, Metazoa, Arthropoda, Merostomata, Xiphosura, Limulidae. The record is from RefSeq and is a predicted model, not a curated record. Gene Ontology annotation, molecular function: protein-macromolecule adaptor activity; actin filament binding. Gene Ontology annotation, cellular component: cytoplasm; actin cytoskeleton. The transcript has 5 exons. The coding region runs from base 160 to 1662 and encodes 500 amino acids. Gene Ontology annotation, biological process: actin filament bundle assembly; cell migration; establishment or maintenance of cell polarity.
UUAUUGGACGCCAUAGAUCACGUGGUUUUUCCACUUCAGUUCCUAACACUGUUAUAUCUCUAGCAGGUAUUCUAAACAACCAUUGAGUCACUUGUUCGUAGAACCUGCUCUGAUACAGCUGUCAAGCUUUCGUUACAGUAACUAAGACAUCAUUUUGGGAUGAGUAAUCAUACAAACGGUCAUAUCAGCGAUGACCACGUACUGCCGUGGACAGUAGGACUGGUCAAUGGCCAGUUUCGCUACCUGACAGCAGAGAGUUUCGGUUGUAAGGUGAACGCCAACGGACUGAGUCUGAAGAAAAAGCAGAUGUGGACUUUAGAACCAAUGAGAGAUGGAGAAGCAGUGUGCCUGAGAAGCCAUCAAGGCAAGUAUCUUGCUGUAGACCAGUUUGGUAACGUCACCUGUGAGGCCGAAGACAGUGUCGCUGAAGCCAGGUUCCAAAUUCUCGUAGCCGACGACAGAGACGGCCAAUGGGCCUUUCAAAGCUUGGCUAGGGGUUACUUUCUAGGGGCCAGUAAUGAUAAGCUCGUGUGCACGGCUAAGGCACCCGGUCCCGCCGAAUUGUGGAAUGUACACUUGGCUGUUCGACCUCAGGUUCUCCUACGAUCGCUUGGUCGUCGGCGUUAUGCCCGUUUAUCUCCUGACACGGACGAAGUCCGUGUUGACGCCAACACUCCUUGGGGGGAGGACACAUUGUUCACCUUGGCCUACCGUGACGGUAAAUACACUCUCCAUGCUGGUGAUGGUCGCUGCUUAGACACCGGUGGGAAGCUGGUGGACACAGUUGGACAGGACUGCAGGUUCACUCUGGAGUUCCACAACGGAUACCUGGCGUUAAGAGCCAGUGAUGGUCGAUACCUUGCCCCAGUGGGCAGCAAGGCCGUUUUGAGGACUCGGACCCAAUCAGUUUCCAAAGACGAGCUUUUCACCUUGGAGGAGUCCCAGCCGCAAGCAGCUUUUGGAGGAGUUAAUGGAAAAAUCGUGUCGGUAAGGCAAGGAGUAGAUGUCACUGCUAAUCAAGAUGAGAUUUCUGAUCACGAGACCUUCCAAUUGGAGUUAGAUAGCGCCACCAAGCGAUGGUACAUUCGAACCAUGGAGGACAGUUAUUGGUGUUUGGGGAUCAACGCUGGAAUCCAGGCUACUAGUUGUAAGAGGACUCCCAACUGUCUUUUCGACCUUAUAUGGCAUCAAGAUGGAAGCGUAACUUUUGUGGCAAAUAAUGGCAGGUUUGUGGCAGCAAAGAAGAGUGGUCACCUGUUUGCCAACAGUGACCAAGUGGGUGACAUGGAGAAGUUCCGUUUCUACUUGAUAAACCGUUCAACCCUUGUCAUAAAGUGUAACCAAGGGUUUGUGGGCUACAAGAGCGCCACCUCUAAGAAGCUGGAGUGCAAUAAGUCGUCUUACGAAACAAUCAUUAUAGAAAGAGGAGACAAUCCAGGAAGCUAUUAUUUCAAAGAUGGCGCGAGCAACAAAUAUUGGAGAGUCUCAGAAGAGGAUGUUGUUAUAGAUUCUGAUGUUCCAGAACGAUUUUAUUUAGAGCUCAGAGAGCCAUCAAAAUUGUGUGUGAAGACCUCUAGCGGGACGUAUUUAGUAGCAGAAAAGAACGGGAUCCUCAAGGUCAAUGGCGCAGAUGCUUCAAGUGCCACCUUAUGGGAGUUUUAAAACAACAUCAAAAACAAAAAAAUACAAUUGUUAUGCGAACUCACCCGAAUAGAGCUAUUUUUGUAAUAAUUUUAAUUAAAGCCAGAAGUGAUAUUUUUCGCAUAUGUAUGGGAAUAACAUUAGUAAGUUUGUGGCAUUUUUUCAUAAACCAUAUAGCUACAAUACUUUUAAUUUAUUUUAUCAAUAAUUAUUUUUCUUAACCAAUAUACUUAACAGUUUGGUGUCUGGC